This is a messenger RNA of Theobroma umbraticum, 856 nucleotides long. It is a transcript of the gene ARFC1, whose product is annotated as ADP-ribosylation factor C1. Gene Ontology annotation, molecular function: GTPase activity; GTP binding. The record is from RefSeq and is a predicted model, not a curated record. NCBI's taxonomy places the organism in Eukaryota, Viridiplantae, Streptophyta, Magnoliopsida, Malvales, Malvaceae.
AUCAAAAAAAAAAAAAAACAGAUCAGAGUUUCUCUCUAUUCCCCCAAAGAAUCCAGUUCUCCUCCUUCAGGAUCCACGCUAGCCCCUCCAUCAUCACCGUCCUCCUCAUCAUCAUCACAGCCGAAUCUCCCAAUCGAGGUAGUCGAUAAAGAUGGGAGGUUUCGUAUCGAAGUUUUGGUUCAUGCUAUUUCCCGCUAAGGAAUAUAAGAUUGUGGUGGUGGGGUUGGAUAAUGCAGGCAAAACGACGACGCUUUACAAGCUUCACCUUGGAGAUGUUGUUACUACGCAUCCUACUGUUGGUAGCAACGUUGAAGAGCUUGUUUAUAAAAACAUCCGCUUCGAGGUCUGGGAUCUUGGUGGGCAAGAAAGACUAAGAACAUCGUGGGCAACAUACUAUCGCGGAACUCAUGCUGUUAUUGUGGUGAUAGACAGCACAGAUAGGGCCAGGAUCACCAUUAUGAAGGAUGAGCUCUUCCGGUUGCUUGGACAUGAGGAUCUGCAGCAUUCAGUUAUCCUUGUGUUCGCAAAUAAACAAGACCUCAAAGAUGCAAUGACCCCUGCUGAGAUCACUGAUGCCCUUUCACUUCACAGUAUAAAAAAUCAUGAUUGGCACAUCCAAUCCUGCUGUGCACUUACUGGAGACGGGUUGUAUGAUGGUUUGGGGUGGAUCGCCCAGCAUGUUACUGGGAAAGCACCGAGUUGAAAAGGGGAUUAUCAAUGAAGGAGAGCUCAUUCUUCGUAUAUUAUGGAUUUGGAUGACUGAAACAGAGUCACCUCUUGUGUACCAUCUCCUGUAUGAGCUAUUUCUAUUAAAAUUUGUAGAUUGUUCACAUUUCAAUUUGCCUGAAAAAAAAAA